Panicum hallii is the source of this 3830-nucleotide messenger RNA. RefSeq names its product protein CHROMATIN REMODELING 35-like. NCBI's taxonomy places the organism in Eukaryota, Viridiplantae, Streptophyta, Magnoliopsida, Poales, Poaceae. The record is from RefSeq and is a predicted model, not a curated record. Gene Ontology annotation, biological process: gene silencing by siRNA-directed DNA methylation. Gene Ontology annotation, molecular function: ATP binding; ATP-dependent chromatin remodeler activity.
UUUUGUUUCAGUGAUCAAAUUGAACUCAUUUUUUUAGUUAGGUGUUGAAAUGAGAAAAUCCCAUCAAGAUCGGUAGGUUUUGUCCACGAAUUCGCCGCUCCGCUAGCUUUCUUUCUUUGCAAUAAAAUUAGCCGCGGGCCCACGGCCCCCUCUCUCCGCGUGAAUAGCAGUUCCGCCAGCAACCGGUGCGCCGCCUCCUCGCCGUAGUGUUCGCCUGUUCGGUGUUCCAUGGCGGGCGCUAUCACCGCCGGCCGGGUCGGCAAGGCCCAUCGGGGGGUUGUUCUCGCUGGAGCCUAGCUCCCUUAGAGCCAGGGCGCCCGAGAUUCCGAGCCGGGGCAUGGCGGACAAGCGCCGGUGUAGGCCGGCAGGGCAGUUCCGGCGGCCGGCGGGAGCAUCCGCCGAUAGCCCGGCAGAUCGAUCACCGUCGUCUUCCCUGUCUCCAUGCCAUGCGAAGAGGAUUCGAUUCGACAGAAUCCCAGCGCAGCCACGCGAGGAGUCCAGCCCAUUUCUUGCUUGAUUUUUGGGGUUGAGGUGACAGGGGAUAGGAUAUAUUACCCCCAAAUUUAAAGAAGAGAGGGAAAUACAAAUUCAAGCUGAAUAUAAUCUGCUAGUCGAUGUGAUGGAUCCUGCUGGACGCAAAAGGCAGAAACUUGGUAAUGAGCACGCUAACUCACCAGGGACCCAAUCCCGGUCAAACAUCUUCCUUCAUAAUAAACAUCUAUAUCUUCAGUUUCUUGAGCAAUUCAGUGAAUUGAGGACUGGGAGUGCCACCAAAGAUCUAAAAUCAAUCAACAUCAAAUGGCGUGAACUUAUUGGCAUCAUAGAAAGGCUACAACAAUUACCAAUCCAACAGCUUUAUGCCAGUCCAGUGCCCAAAUUUUCAGAUACAACACCAUAUGACUUUGGACUAAUUGAGCCAUUAUAGUUCAGAUAAUGUUAUCAACCUGGAUGCAGACAAAGACAAUGUUGAAUAUCAUACCCAAGUUAAUGUGGGCAACGUUGGGGCUGAUUCAACAGUUUCAGCAGUUGAUUCUGACAACAAGGACAGGGUUAAAUCCUGUGGAGAUGAGAGUUCAUCCUCUAAUAAUAAUGGUAAUUGUAUCCAAAAGCCCCUGCUGCUUGAGCAGCCAGUCAGACGUCAGGAUACAAUCGGGCUGGAUAAUUGCAAUAGCAGUACUGAACCACAUGAUUUAUUUAAGCAACCGAAGGACGACAUGGACACCGACAAUGUUUCUGCUAAGGCCAAAAAGAUUAUUCUAUUUGAUAGCCACAUUACUUCAGAGUGGCAGCCAUUGAUCAAGCAAGGACAUGUAAAAGUAAAAGUUAAUACUGAGGAUGAUCUUGAAGAGAAAGGAAAGAUUGGAAGAACCAUAGAGAAACAUGUUGGUUCCUAUGAAGUAUCUUGUGAAAUUGUACAAAAGGAACCACAGAGAAACAAGAGUAAUCAUUAUGUGAAAGACAGCUCGGUUGAUGAGCUGGAUGAUCUUUGGAUGGGCAUGUCAGUUGCACUGGCGUUUUCAGAGAUCAGUCAAGUUAAAUAUAGUUCCAAUAGAGAGUAACUGUGAGGAAACAGAGGAUGCAUGUAACCAUGACUUCUUGUUGAAAGAUGAUUUGGGCAUUGUGUGCCGUAUUUGUGGUCUGAUCCAGCAGCGCAUCGAGAAUAUUUUUGAGCAUUCAUGGAAAAAGCGCACGCAGUCAUACAGAACAUACCCAGCAAAACACAGAAAGUCUAGUGAUCCAGAUCCAACUGAGAAUCCUUUAGGUACUAAUCUCAAUGUGUUCCCUGAUGCUCUGUCAAUCCACCCUCGACAUUCACAACAGAUGAAACCUCACCAAGUGGAAGGUUUCAAUUUCUUGAUCAAGAAUCUGGCAGAUGAGAACAAUCCAGGAGGUUGUAUUCUAGCACAUGCGCCUGGCUCUGGAAAGACCUUUCUGCUGAUCAGUUUUGUCCACAGCUUUCUGGCCAGGUACCCUGCUGGGAGGCCAUUGAUUAUGCUUCCAAAGGGUAUCUUGGGAACAUGGAAAAGUGAAUUUCUCCGCUGGCAAGUUGAGAACAUUCCUUUGUAUGACUUUUACUCCUCCAAAGCUAAUAGCCAGUCUGAGCAGCGUAAAAUAUUGAAAUUGUGGGAAGAAAACAGAAGUAUAUUGCUGCUUGGCUAUCAGCAAUUUGCACACAUAAUUUCUGAUGAAUCUUCUGAUAGAGAAACCGUAAUGUGCAGAGAGAAGCUGCUGAGGGUCCCUAGCCUUGUAAUUCUAGAUGAAGGCCACACCUCGAGAAACGACCAAACAGACCUGCUCAGUGCACUUGAAACUAUCCAAACUCCUCGAAAAGUGGUUCUCACAGGAACCUUGUUUCAGAACCGUGAGGUUUUCAAUAUUUUGAACCUUGUACGACCGAAAUUCUUGAAGAUGCAGAGAUCCCGUGCAAUCAUGAAGCGUAUACUAACUAAGGUGGACAUGUUAGGGACAAGGGUGCGAUCGAAAACCAUCUCUGAAAAGGUUUUCUAUGAAUUAAUUGAGGAGAACCUUCAGAAGGAUUCGGAAACAGUGAGAGUGAUGAUUAUCCGCAAUCUACGAGAGCUUACUGAGAAUAUACUCCACUAUUACCAAGGUGAGAUCUUGAAGGAGCUACCUGGACUUGUGGAUUUCACAGUUUUGCUAAAUAUGAGUACCAAACAGGAAGAUGUCAUCAAGGGUUUGGUAGGGUUGAAAAGAUUUGAAGCACAUGCAAAAUGCAAUGCUGUUUCUCUUCAUCCAUGCCUAAAGGAUGUUAAGAAUGUUGAUAAGAAAAAUAGGAACAUCUGCAAAAGGAAGAUGGAUUCCAUCGUACACGGAAUUGAUAUCAAUGAUGGGGUGAAGGCAAAGUUCAUAUACAAUCUGUUGUCUCUUUCAGAAGCUGCAGGGGAGAAGGUACUUGUGUUCAGCCAGUAUGUCCGCUCUCUAAAUUUCUUGGAAACGCUGUUCACCAAAAUGAAAGGAUGGAAAGCAGGAGUUAACACUUUCUUGAUGGAUGGUGGUUUAACUCAAGAGCAGCGAGAGCAAGCAGUUGAGAGAUUCAACAACUCACCUGAAGCUAAAGUCUUCUUUGGUUCCAUCAAAGCGUGCGGGGAGGGGAUCUCCCUUGUUGGUGCAUCUCGUGUCGUCAUUUUGGAUGUCCAUGAGAAUCCUGCUGUGAUGCGGCAGGCGAUUGGACGGGCAUUCAGACCAGGCCAGUCUAAAAUGGUGUACUGCUACCGCCUCGUCGCUGCUGGCUCAUCGGAGGAGGAGGAUCACCAUACAGCAUUCAAGAAAGAGCGAGUGUCAAAGCUGUGGUUCGAGUGGGAUGAGCUUUGCAACAACGAGGAUUUUGAGCUCGCCAAGGUUGAUGUUUCAGACUGCAAGGACAUGUUUCUUGAAAGCCCUGCGCCACAAGAGGACAUCAAAUCCCUGUUCAAGAGGUGAAUGCAUGCAUGCGUUGGAUGCUGACAGAGUGACAAGCAACUUGAUGGUACUGUUGACUAGUCUAAGUGCUGGACAUUAGUAGUGAACGAACUAGGAGAGGAAGUGAAGCAGGUUCUUUUUUUUAUAAUCUUCAAGCAGGUUUUUUUAGUGCUUCUUUGCACUAUUUGGCAAAUCCGGUGCUGCAGUGCAGUGUGUUUGUAUAAAGUUGUACAGGUGUCUUGUAGUACAUGUGUUAACACUCGCAAAUGUCAGAAUUACUGCUUUUGGUUGACACCUCGUGAAUUGUGAUCCCGUAAAGUGUGAUUAUAAAUUUGUCGACAUACAGAUUCUGUUGUAUGAUGAAUUUCUAGAUACAAGAGAUAACCAGAUAUAUAUUUCUGGGCUGCCAA